GAAAACGAAAUCACCACAUUAUCCUCCGCCCCACUACUCUCCUUCUCUCUCCUUCAACAUUUUUUGAUUUUGAUCGGAGCUUUCACAGAAAUUUGUUCCUCUGGAGAGGGAGACCACCAUCCAUCAAUGGAGUCCUCCAAUUCUACUUCUAGGGCUUUCUCCGGCCUCUUCACCUUCUUCGCUCUCAUCUUCUUCAUUCUUUCGCCGCUCGUUGACGCCGCCCCUGCUCCCGCUCCCGCUCCCGCUAGCGACGGGACCUCCAUAGACCAGGGGAUUGCGUACGUUCUGAUGCUGGUGGCGUUGGUUCUCACGUAUCUCAUUCACCCUCUCGAUGCUUCUUCCUACAGCUUUUUCCUCAAUUGAAUCCCUAGGAUUGUAGCAAUGUAGCGCUGUUUGUGGAUGUUUGAGAAGGAACGAGGCCCAACUUUCUUACUCUUUUUUGUGAUAAAUGUAGGCUUGAAAGGAAUGUGCAUAUUGGGUUUCGUAGAUUUUGAUCAAUUGCUCCAUUUAUUCAUUGUUUAUUCGAUUACUUUUUCUUGUCAUAAUUUAUUCAAUGGAUGGAUCCAUUUUGCAAAGCUUUUCAAGUCUGCCGAUCUGUUUGAUUGACAUUUA
Molecule: messenger RNA, 612 nt
Organism: Benincasa hispida (wax gourd)
Lineage: Eukaryota; Viridiplantae; Streptophyta; Magnoliopsida; Cucurbitales; Cucurbitaceae
Product: arabinogalactan protein 41-like
Source: RefSeq, a predicted model, not a curated record